AUGGAUAAGAAGCGAGCAGACAUCCGCAAGUUCUUUAAGCCGAAGGCAUCGUCAGAUGCGGCCUCAAAGGAGGCACAGAGGAAUGACGCCUCCAAGCCGACAGAACCCGCGUCUCCAGGCUCGCAGAGAGCGACAAGGAGACAAUCGAUGCAGGUCCUCACAGACGGCGACUCGCCCUCGGGCACUCCAAAGAAGCGCGCGGCAGCCCACCCGCGCGGCAAGCGCAGCCGGCUGCGCCGCCUGAGUUCGUCGGAGGACGAGGGGUGUUCGCGCCACGGCUCCGCAUCGCCGCCCUCUUCAUCGAAGGCCGCGGCGAAGAAGAGCCAGGCAAGCUGCGAGACGAGGCCGCGCGAGGUCAAGAGGCGAUGCGAGGGAGACGCGGCGGGAGACGCCGCGCGGCAUAAGGACAAGCACACCCUGGCGGCGAGCGACACCACGAAGCUCAGCGACGCGCAGAGAAGCCAGUCACCUUUCCGCACGGAGGUCGUGGACGUCGAUGAAUUUUUUGCGAACGCCGUGGAGAAGGCGGUGGAGAAAGCGAAGGGCGGGCGGGCGUCUGCGCGGCGCGAAGGCGAAGACGCGGGCGCGGAGGAGGCGAAGGGCGGCGAGUCAACGGGAGCGAGCGCGCCCGCCAAGACGGCCAGCCAGUGGGCGAAGCUCGUGAAGGCCAUGGAGCCCGAGAAGAUCCGCCAGGAGCGGCGGAGACAAGAAGCCGGAGACGCCGCGACGGUCCGCCCCUCAGACGACGAAGCAGACGGGCGCGGGAAGAAGAGCGAGCAAGCGCGGGGGCGGGACAGCGAGGAAGAAUACGUGGAGGAGAGCGAAGACGAAGAGAGUGCAGAUGAUUACGAGGAAGACGAGAGUGGAGACGAGGACAUCGAGGUGAAACACGCCAAGGUGAAGAAGGUGGGAAGCCUUCGCAAGAAACGUGGCGGCCAGGCCUCGGACUGCGCACUCGCCCCAGCGUCGCCGCCGGCGUCUCCCUCGAAAAAACAAAUCAAGACGGAGAGUAGGAGCCACGGGGCGAGGGACGGUGAAGGCGCUUCUUUCACAGCUGCGUCUGGCAGCUCGGAAGGCGCGACUGGCGUCUCGAAGAGGCGUCUCGAGGACUCGGCGUCGCCCUCGAAGAAAAAGCGAAAGAACGAGGUGAAGGAAGAAGGGGCCCAGGCUCUGGCCGCAAGCACUGCCUUUGCUGGAAAAACGUUCGUCUUCACAGGCGUCCUCGACGCGAUGAGCCGCGAAGACGCCGUCGCUGCUGUCCUCGAACACGGCGGCCGCUGCACCUCCGCGGUUCUGCAGAGGCCCUCGCUGGCCCUCGUGGCUGGCGCGGAAUGGAUGCCUCCAGACGAACUGGCUUUCGGCGAAGCAGGCGUGCAGACCGCUACACACGGCAAGCCCACAUCCUUGCAGAAAUGUGUUUGUUUCCACGACAGGCUCGGUGCUGGAGGACGGCCGAGAGGUGACGUCUGGCUCCAAGUACCGCAAGGCGAUGCAGCUCGUCGAGCAAGCGGCCGCGGGGGGAAGAAGAAGCCAGGGAUUUCGUCGCUGGCGAUUUUGACGGAACGAGAAUUCCUCGCGAUGCUGCCGGCGGCUGCGGGCCGAAGACUCCCCUCCUCGCCCGUGGCGGGGGCGCUGAGUACCCUGACCGCCCCCGCGCAGGCCAAGCUCGCCGCCACCGCUGGCGCAGAAGGCGACGGAGAGCCGGCAAGUCGCCCUGCUGCCCUGAAGAACACCGACGCAAAAAACGUCUUGUGGGCCGAAAAAUACAGGCCGCGGCGCGCGGAGGAGUUCGUCGGAAACCGCGAGCACUUGCGGACGCUCCAGGCCUGGCUCGAGGACUGGAAAGACGUCUGCCUGCUCGGAAAGAAGAAGAAGCCACCGCAGCGGAGCUUCGCGCCGUCCUUCUCUCCCUUUGGCUUUCCACCGACCGUCAACCUCAAUGCCCGCGCAGCUCUUCUCAGCGGCCCUCCAGGCACCGGCAAAACGACGGCGGCGCGCCUCGCGGCCGAGGCUGCAGGCUACGAUGUGCUCGAAUACAACGCGUCGGAUGCUCGCAACAAAGCGCAUAUCGAAGAUAUUGGAAAUAUGACCUCUGGCGGCCUGACGCUUCACUCGUUCAUCGACCAAAAGAAUGAAGCGUCCCAUGGGGCACCAGGAAGGAACGCACAGCGACCGCGAGGCGCAUGCGUUCUCAUGGACGAAGUUGACGGUCUGAGUGGAGGCGAUCGCGGCGGCGCUCAGGCCAUCGUGAAGCUCAUCGAGACGAGCAAGUGCCCCAUCAUCUGCAUUUGUAACGAUCGUAUGCAUUCCAAGGUGCGGACGAUCGCCUCCAAGUGCUUGGAUCUUCGCUUUCAAGCUCCCCAUGCGGCAGGCCUCAAGCAGCGCGUGCAAGAUAUCGCGGCAGCGGAAAAGCUCCAGCUGGUGCCCCAGGCCGUCGACUACUUGUGUGAAUCUAGCGGUGGCGAUCUGCGGCAGAUCAUGAACUCGCUUCAGAUGCUGGCGUUCGAAGCUCGGACCGUGAAGAAUGCUGACGGACUGGACUCAGACGGCCAGCCUGGCGGCGACAAAUCGGCGUUCAUCGUGGGCCUUAAGGAUGAACAGGUGAUGUUCGGCCCGUUCGAGUGCUGCAAGCAACUGCUGGACAGCCACCAAGCCGCGAAGCUGUCUCGGCGGCAGAAGCUCGACAGAUUCUUCACGGACUACGACAUGCUUCCGCUCCUCAUUCAGGAGAAUUACGUUGAGUCCUUCCGCCAGGGUCAGCAAUGCGGGUCGUCCCCCACCGCGGGAACCUCCGCGAGUCCCUACUCGUAUACGGCAAAGAAGCAAUUCUCUUCUGCAAACGCGCGUCCUGGGGGGUCCACGAACGAUGCGAUGCUAACAAACCUGGUCGCCUCCGCUGCAUGUGACCUCGUUGAAGCAGAUGUUAUGAACUGCGUGCUGAGGACGAACCAACAGUGGGGACUGCUUCCGGACAUCGGCUUCUUCUGCUGUGUCUCCCUGCCUUCCAAAGUCGAGAAGGCUCAGGGCUGUCUGGGUCGCGUUCAAUUCCCUUCUUGGUUGGGCCGCAACAGCACGCAGACGAAGCACAAGCGCCUGCUGACCGAGCUGCUUCUCGUGCUUCUCAACCGUCUUCAGUGCUGCAGCACAAGCAGCGGCCUGAAACUUUCGGGCUACCUCGAUGCGCUCUACAGAAAGUGCGUCGGUCCCUUAGCGAGCGCGGGCAAAGAGGACCCCAAACUAGCGGUGGAAGCUGCGAUGCGGGCCAUGGCGGAGUAUUCCCUCACGCGAGUGAUGGUGGUUGAGAAUCUUAACUCCCUGCGCCUGAAAAGCCAAGAGCGGCUGUAUGACGCGGUCGAAACCCGUGUUAAGAGCAGCUUUACUCGCAUGUGCAACGCUGCAGCCAAGGCAUCGUCUGCCUCUAUCGUGGAGGCCAAAAAGAGCAGGAACGCCAAGAGUUGGGCGGCGGAAGAAGAAGAAGGCGAGGAAGGCGCGGAAGAAGCCCCUGGUGACGAUGACCCUGAUGCCGCGGACGAUGACGAAGAUCCCCUCCGCGACUACUGCAUUGUUGCGGCCGUCAAGAGGCAAAAGAGUGCGAAUGGCUCCGGAGCGAGAGCUCAGCGAGGCCGCGGAGGCUCAACCGCUGCAAGGUCCUCGGGGAGCCAGGGAAAAGCUCCUGCAGGGGAGGCCGCGCGCCGAGGCAGGGGCGGUCGCGGCAAAGGGUCGGCUCGUGGCAAGAACACGUAG
This is a messenger RNA of Besnoitia besnoiti, 3744 nucleotides long. RefSeq names its product ATPase, AAA family protein. NCBI's taxonomy places the organism in Eukaryota, Apicomplexa, Conoidasida, Eucoccidiorida, Sarcocystidae. Gene Ontology annotation, molecular function: DNA clamp loader activity; DNA binding; ATP hydrolysis activity. Gene Ontology annotation, cellular component: nucleus; DNA replication factor C complex. The coding region runs from base 1 to 3744 and encodes 1247 amino acids. The record is from RefSeq and is a predicted model, not a curated record. Gene Ontology annotation, biological process: DNA replication; DNA repair. The transcript has 18 exons.